This is a messenger RNA of Lactuca virosa, 1062 nucleotides long. The record is from the annotation of a GenBank genome assembly. NCBI's taxonomy places the organism in Eukaryota, Viridiplantae, Streptophyta, Magnoliopsida, Asterales, Asteraceae.
AUGGCUGCAACAUCCCUGUUGGGGCCUACACCAAUUUUAGGGCACCAUUGGAGACAAUCGUCAGGUAAACGGGUUGCAAUGAACCCUAAUCGCUUGUCCAAGGUUUACGCAAUCAAAGCUCAAGCAAUGGAGUUGACUAGAGAGAUCUACAAUUUCAAAGAAGAAGACAGAUUUCAAAAGAAUUCCGAUAACCAAUUCAACACUAACCAUAACCUAGACAGAAAACCAGGGUCAUGGCCUCCAAAGAAUAAAGCAGAUAACCCAUCAUUACAAAACCCAUUACUUCGUCAACACCAAAUGGGUUGUGGCUGGUUAGGUGCCAUAUUCGAAUGGGAAGGAGUCUUGAUAGAAGACAACCCAGAUCUUGAAAAACAAUCAUGGCUUGCACUUUCACAAGAAGAAGGUAAAUCCCCACCUCCUGCUUUUCUCCUCAAAAGAAUCGAAGGCAUGAAGAACGAACAAGCAAUCUCAGAAGUCUUAUGUUGGUCAAGAGAUCCAUCUCAACUAAAACGAAUGUCAUCAAGAAAAGAAGAAAUCCAUCAAGCUCUACAAGGUGGAAUCUACAGAUUCCGUGAUGGGUCCCGCGAGUUUGUGAAUGUUCUAACACGUUACAACAUCCCAAUGGCUUUAGUUUCAACCCGUCCACGAAAGAAUCUUGAAGAAGCGAUUGGUGCAAUUGGGAUUAAUGGCGUUUUCAGUGUUGUGGUGACUUCUGAAGAUGUUUAUAGAGGGAAACCUGAUCCUGAAAUGUUCAUGUAUGCAGCUCAGUUGUUGAAGUUUAUACCUGAGAGAUGUAUUGUGUUUGGGAAUUCUAAUUUGAGUAUUGAAGCUGCUCAUGAUGCUAAAAUGAAGUGUGUGGCUGUGGCUAGUAAGCAUCCGGUUUAUGAGCUUAGUGCUGCUGACUUGGUGGUGAGGUGGCUUGAUGAGCUGUCGGUUGUUGAUUUGAAGAAUCUUGCUGAUGUGGAAACUGAAACUGAGGUGGAAAUGGAGUUGGAGGAGGGGAAUGUGCUUCCUUCUUCAAGGGUGGCUGUUGAUGAUGGUGAUGAUGAUGAUUUGUGGUGA